Messenger RNA from Corylus avellana, 1415 nucleotides. RefSeq lists its product as uncharacterized. NCBI's taxonomy places the organism in Eukaryota, Viridiplantae, Streptophyta, Magnoliopsida, Fagales, Betulaceae. The record is from RefSeq and is a predicted model, not a curated record.
AGAAAAUAAAAAAGCAUUUUCCGAUAAAGUUUUUCCCGAGAAAAAGAAAAGAAAUGUUUGUAAUCUCUCUUCUCAAUAUGCUCUCCUUUUGAGUUAUAGCAUUUUGUUUUGGAUAUCUCCUGGCGAAGCCAACAUUCCGAGGAACCAAACAGUAGCGGCAACAUCAUGUGGGUAGAGAUCAUAUGUGGCCUGAUCGCUUACAGACUGUUCAGGUGCUUCUUUUACAGCGACGACGUUUUAGAGGUGGAAACCUCUGAUGCUAAUGCUCUCUUCUCAGUGGCAAAUAGGCUUGAAAAGCUUUUUGGCGGAAAGGUGUAUGUGGGACUUCGAAUUCCAGACGCCGACACCGGUACACGACAGAAUAUCGACAUAGUUCUUGUUACCAAAGUGGAGGCGGUGGUGAUAUCUGUUAAGAAUUUAUCGGGUUUUCUAUCAGUGAGUGCGGAUGGCAGCUGGGUUUGUGAAGGUGGCAGCAAACACAAAACAGAGCGUCUUCCUGAUCCUGUGGUAGAGACUAAAAAACAAGCUUCAAUUCUUGAAUCAUAUCUUGAACAGAGAGGAGUUGCACUUACAGAAGGAUACUUUUCUUGCAAAGUUGUACUGCCUAAUCCAAAGCUCCGUACCAUCCAUUCAAGCUAUUUUUCAUCUGAAGUCAUUACCUAUGACCAAUUGGCACAACUGAAACCAGAACCAAAAAGUAUGAUUUCUGGUUGGAUUAAAGGUGCCUUUCGUGGUGGAAAGAAAGAGAUGCAAGAGUCUAUCCAUCAAAAGCUUGAUUUUGUCCUUACCACAGCUCCGAUAUGGGAUAGGUUGGAGCUUAAAGGCAAUAAAUAUGUCCUAGGGGAAUUUCUGGACUUCAAAGGGAAGCAAGAUGACAUCAAUGCUUUGAAAAAUAUCAGAAGAUCAAAAGUUAGUCGCAUGAUCAUCCAAAAGAUGAGCAUGUUUGGAUUUGGCCCCUCGACACUUCAAGUUUUGUACUCCCCUCGGGAUUAUCGGAGUGAAGGGGCUUCAGCUUCUGAGUGGAAGGAAGUGACUGUAAGAUCGAGUACCGAGGUUCUCCUUAAGCCACAAGAUUCAAGUAAAGUCAGCAAAUUCAAGCUUUCUUCAGUUGUCUCCCUGUCACUGAGCGCCUAAACAAGCCUCUGCUGAACGCAAGUUUUCAUUACUGCAGAUUGGAAAAAAGGUGAGUUUGUUAUGAUACCCUUGAGUUCCUAUGUAUUUCUUGUUGUAGCAUUUCGAUUAUUGUUUAUGCUUUGUGGUUGUAUUGUCUAUAUUGUAGUGGAGAUUGAGUUAAAGAUGCAUUAGUUCACUCGGGAUAGAAGUUUUUUAAAAAAUGGGUUAGGAUACUGUACUUAUCAGAGUUAUUGUACCAAGAAAUGGAUUGUAAUUUAUACGAAAAUGUAGUUUUUUUUUUU